CGGCCGGCUACUUACAGCGGGGCCAGCUCCAGCUCCGGGGAGUCCUUGCGUGCGGAAAGGUUCGCUGCUGGCUGUUCCCAGUCAUGGCUUCGCGGUGUUGGCGCUGGUGGCGUUGGUCGGCGUGGUCUCGGCUCCGGCCGCCUCCCAGCAGGAGCACCCCGACCCCAGGCUUCUGCCAGCAGUUCUCCACACAAGAGAAGACCCCUCAGAUCUGUGUGAUAGGCAGUGGCCCAGCUGGCUUCUACACGGCCCAGCACUUGCUGAAGCACCACCCCCAGGCCCACGUAGACAUCUACGAGAAGCAGCUUGUGCCCUUCGGCCUGGUGCGCUUUGGUGUGGCACCUGACCACCCAGAAGUUAAGAACGUCAUCAACACGUUUACGCAGACAGCCCGCUCCGACCGCUGUGCCUUCCUAGGCAAUGUGGUGGUCGGCAGGGACGUAUCGGUGCCAGAGCUGCGAGAGGCCUACCAUGCCGUGGUACUGAGCUAUGGGGCUGAGGACCACCAGGCCCUGGGAAUUCCUGGUGAGGAGCUGCCUGGCGUGGUCUCAGCCCGGGCCUUUGUGGGCUGGUACAAUGGGCUCCCUGAGAACCAGAAGCUGACACCCGAUCUUAGCUGUGACACUGCAGUAAUUCUAGGGCACGGGAAUGUGGCUCUGGAUGUGGCCCGGAUCCUGCUGACUCCACCUGAACGCCUGGAGAAAACAGACAUCACAGAGACAGCUUUGGGGGUGCUGAGGCAGAGUCGGGUGAAGACAGUGUGGAUAGUGGGCCGGCGUGGACCCCUGCAAGUGGCCUUCACCAUUAAGGAGCUUCGGGAGAUGAUUCAGUUACCCGGGACCCGGCCCAUUUUGGAUCCUGCGGAUUUCUUGGGCCUUCAGGACAGAAUCAAGGAGGUCCCCCGACCAAGGAGGCGGCUGACAGAACUGCUGCUUCAAACGGCCGUGGAGAAGCCAGGGGUGGAGGAAGCUGCCCGCCGGGCACAGGCCUCCCGUGCCUGGGGCCUCCGCUUUUUCCGAAGCCCCCAGCAAGUGCUACCCUCAUCAGAUGGGCAACGGGCAGCAGGCAUCCGCCUGGCAAUUACCAGACUGGAAGGUGUUGGUGAGGCCAUCCGGGCGGUGCCCACAGGAGACAUUGAAGACCUCCCUUGUGGGCUUGUGCUGAGCAGUGUUGGGUAUAAGAGCCGUUCCAUUGACCCCAGUGUGCCCUUUGACCCCAAACGUGGGGUCAUUCCCAAUAUAGACGGCCGGGUUGUGGAUGUACCAGGCCUCUACUGCAGUGGCUGGGUGAAGAGGGGGCCCACAGGUGUCAUCGCCACGACCAUGACUGACAGCUUCCUCACGGGCCAGGUGCUACUGCAGGACCUGAAGGCUGGGUUGCUGCCCUCUGACCCCAGGCCUGGCUAUGCAGCCAUCCAGGCCCUGCUUAGCAGCCGAGGGGUCCGGCCAGUCUCUUUUUCAGACUGGGAGAAGCUGGAUGCUGAGGAGAUGUCUCGAGGCCAAGGAGCUGGGAAGCCCCGGGAGAAGCUGGUAGACCCACAGGAGAUGCUGCGGCUGCUGGGGCACUGAGCCCUGAUCCCAGCUUCUGCCAUGGACACGAAGAAUCCCAAAACUGGAAGAAGGGCCCGAGGCCUUUUGUGUGGACUCUGUCCGGGUGUUGCCUGGUCUGGCUUGGAAGCUGGACUGCAGCUCUUCCAGGGACCUCUGAAAGAUCUACCUUACAGUGUUCAGGACAAGGAGGGAACCUUAAGUCAAGGAGGUGUGAAGGUGCAGGCAGACCUUACUCCCUCCCUUCUCUUUCUUAAUGGACUUUGGAGGGUAACUAGGGUGGGGACAUGCUGAAAAUAAAACAGCUGUAACCAAGGGC
Molecule: messenger RNA, 1866 nt
Organism: Jaculus jaculus (lesser Egyptian jerboa)
Lineage: Eukaryota; Metazoa; Chordata; Mammalia; Rodentia; Dipodidae
Gene: Fdxr
Product: ferredoxin reductase
Exons: 12
Coding region: 84-1568 (494 amino acids)
Biological process (GO): ubiquinone biosynthetic process
Cellular component (GO): mitochondrion
Source: RefSeq, a predicted model, not a curated record